AUGGGAUAGAGUGUUAAAUAUUAUCUAGAGUAUACUGAUAAUCUGCUUGAAAAUUAUUCAGAACAGAUUAAUUCCGAGUACUUUGGUCCUCAUUAUGCUUCUUAAUAUGAACUAAAAACAAAAUUCAUAACUCACUUUAAAACUUGUAAUAACAAAAUUUAAGAAUAAAGAAAAACCUCUUAAAUGGUCUGUACUACCAAUUAUACAGAUUAAGAAAUAGCUUUAAACUCAAUAGAAAAAAAUGAGAAAUUUUUAAUUAAUAAGAAUUAAAUUCUUGAUUAUUAAUUUGAUUUAGAUUCUAAAAAUGUGAAUUUAUCAUAUAAUAAUUCAACAAAUGCUCCAAAAAGCAUACUUAAAAAAAAGGAUUAAAAAACAUCUAAGCCCCAAAAUAGCGUGAGGUUUAUAAAUACUGAUUUAUAAAUAAAAUUUAGUCUCACUCAACAAAAACAAUUAGGGUAAUUACUUAAGAGAAAACGUAAUUGA
Messenger RNA from Paramecium sonneborni, 483 nucleotides. The record is from the annotation of a GenBank genome assembly. Lineage: Eukaryota; Ciliophora; Oligohymenophorea; Peniculida; Parameciidae.